AUGGUCACUUCAUCAAUGCAAUUGCUUAUCUUGCAAGCGCUUCUAUUCCUUGUUGUGAUGACCUUCGCUCUUCAAUCACAAAGGAAUCAGAAAGCAGUAAUUGCUGAUUUGGGUAAACUAAUUGUUGACAAUUGCCCACCAAUGCUGUGUACUGGUCUUGAUUGCGCUGUGGUGACGGAAAGAAACGGUUGUCAGUUAUGUGCUUGUCCUAUUGGCUCACCAGCUCGAGGAUGCGAUCCAAUGCCCUUCAUCCUAUGGCACGAUCUAAUUGUUAACGGAUGUCCAAACGUCACUGUCAAUGGUCGCGACCCUGCACAGAAAGUACACCGAUGGUUUCGAAGAGUGAAUCGAUUCUCAAAUACGGAUCAAUGUGAACCAUAUAUUUUUCCAUACUGUGCUGAACUGGAUUUUAACCUGUGGCGUUCACCGAGGACUAAACGAGAGUGCGAACUUUACUGCUAUUCAUUAGCAGAACAACGAAAACGUGGAAUCAUUUAA
This is a messenger RNA of Brugia malayi, 498 nucleotides long. RefSeq lists its product as uncharacterized. The record is from RefSeq and is a predicted model, not a curated record. NCBI's taxonomy places the organism in Eukaryota, Metazoa, Nematoda, Chromadorea, Rhabditida, Onchocercidae. Bases 1 to 498 code for a protein of 165 amino acids. The transcript is spliced from 4 exons.